AUGGAAGAAGCAGAGUGCUAUAACUGCAGUAUAUACAUAGAUUUAAACGGCACUCUCGAUAUCAACUCUACGAGAAAUGGCACUGCUAUUAACAAAUUUUAUUUCUACCAGACGGCGCAGUUGGCGGUGUUGUGGGUGCUGCUUGUCGCGAUCGUCGCUGGGAACGCCACCGUGGUGCUGGCGCUGAUGCUCACCAAGUCCAGGAAAAGUCGAAUGAACUUCUUCAUCAUGCAACUCGCCAUCGCCGAUUUAUGGGUUGGAUUAAUAAGCGUUCUGCCCGAUUUGAUUCAAAGAAUAACGAUAUCGUGGUUUGCUGGAUCGGUUGCAUGCAAGUUGAUGAAAUAUUUACAGGGUGUAGUCACAUAUUCCUCUACAUACGUUUUGGUUGCGCUCAGCGUAGACAGGUGCGAUGCCAUAACACAUCCAAUGAAUUUCACCGGAAGCUGGCGUAGGGCGAGAGCUCUAAUAGUGAGCGCGUGGUUGGUCAGUUUCCUAUUCUGCAUACCUAUGCUGUUCCUUUUUGAAGAAGCGGAUAUUGAAGGCACUCUGCAAUGUUGGUCCAGCAUCAACGAGUUGCAAUGGCAGAUCUGGAUGACUAGCGUGUUCGUCUCCUUGUUCGUGGCUCCAGCACUGACCAUAUCAGCCUGUUAUGGCGUCAUCGUUGUUACGAUACGGCAGAAGAGUAGAAGAGUUCUGGGCAAAAGGGCAGCUGCGACAAGACAGUAUAGCGACGAUUUGGAUAGCCGUCGAGCGAGUAGCCGAGGUAUUAUACCUAAGGCAAAAAUCAAAACCGUGAAAAUGACCUUUGUCAUUGUUUUCGUCUUCGUGCUGUGUUGGUCGCCGUACAUGAUCUUCGACUUACUGCAAGUGUACGGUUACGUACCAGACACGCAAGUAAACAUCGCCAUAGCGUCGCUCAUCCAAAGCCUUGCCCCUCUAAACUCUGCUGCAAAUCCAGUCAUCUAUUUCAUAUUCUCCAACAGGAUAUUCAUCAGUCUUAGGCAAGUAUCU
Iphiclides podalirius (scarce swallowtail) is the source of this 1011-nucleotide messenger RNA. NCBI's taxonomy places the organism in Eukaryota, Metazoa, Arthropoda, Insecta, Lepidoptera, Papilionidae. The record is from the annotation of a GenBank genome assembly.